AUGGAGAAAGAUAAGAGGAGUGAGAAGGAAUAUGUAGAAAUCAAAAAGGAUAUGAGCGAUGUAGUCAAUAACAUCCAAGAUUUUGACGCAAAAUUCAGUUAUUUUAACUUAGAGGAUAUUGUAACUAAAUCUAAGUUUUCUUCCCAACUGAGAGGAUUCCCUCCAAAAGAAGCAAUAGAUACAGGAGUGUAUAUGUCCUUUGAGAGCAUCAUUAGUAACCAAAUAAGUGAAAUUUACGGCCCUAGAGUUGUUUUACCUCUUUUUGAUGAAGCUUCAGAAGGUGCAGAUUCUGAUGAAGAAGUUCAACAUUAUAACAGCAAACUACCUUCUGUAGAGACAGUCUGAAAUAGCAUCUACUUUGACGAUCAAUUUCGAGAGAUAGAAUUCACUGAUGCAGAGUUCCCUGAAAUGCUGAAAAGUGCUGAAAAAUUUGAGUUCAAAUUAAUGAUUUCUAAUCUUGAUUCUUUGACAACUGCCGAAAGUAUAUAUGACAGAAUUUAUGAGUACAUUGUCAAAAUUCGAGAAAAUUAUGGAAUAGAGAGUACUCCCAAAUUUCAUGAGUGGAUUAAAUAUGUUGCUGCUAUUAAGAACUGUGAUGACACAUACAAGGCUAUAGUUACCUUCGAGAAGCCAGAGAUGGUACUGGAUAUCUGAAAAUUCUUUCAUCUCCGUAGGAAAAUUGUUAUGCUUAAAAAUCAGGAACAAAACAGAGAGGAAGAAGCAAUGAUUGAGAUACGAUUCAAUCCAUGCAUUGAUCUCUCACUAUUUGAAGAAGGAGAUGUACCUUGGAUAGCAAUGGUGAUGAGAAACUUACCCAAUGACUAUAACUCUCAAAGACUUUUGCAAUGAUUUAAGGAAGUCCAACCAAAUAAAAAUCUUAGUCAAAACAUUUUUGCUGAGGAUUGACAGAAGAUGAAAAUAGAGGAUAUCAGUGAAGUAGUGUUGGUCAAAUAACGCUUAUUGCGCUAUUAUCAAAUUUCCCAGUAUAGAUUCUGUCUUAGAAGGAAUAAGGUUAUCAAAUAACUCGAACUUAAUGAAUAGUUCCAAAUCCACUCAAUUCUAUAUUCGAGCUAAUCUACACCCAAAUUCGAAUUAUAAGGAGCUAAAAUUAAAGGAUAUUGUGUUAAGUCCUGGUGAGGUUAGGGACAAUACACAUUAUACGGAUCGUACACAAAGAAAAAGCACUGAUUUAGCAAAAAGUGUUAAUCCAUUUGGGCCCCUAAGAAGCGUAACUCCAUUUGAACCUCCAAGAGGUAUUCCACCAAAACAGGAAGAGCAAAAAUAUUCAAGCAAAACUCCUGGCAGAAUGCCAUCUAACAAAAGUAAAAAUAUUUCAAGCUAUCCACCACAUAAAGAUAGGAAUCUAACCCCAUCUAAUUACCGAAGACAAACAGAGGGUAGAAAGGGACGCAAAGGAAACAAGAGAUCAAGACAAUACUCAGGAGACGCUACUCCUAUAAAACACAGAAAGAAGUAUUUUAAACGUGAGGACCGUUAAUUCUUAGCCUCUCUAACACUUUCUCAAACAAUAUUAUUCCUU
This is a messenger RNA of Moneuplotes crassus, 1540 nucleotides long. NCBI's taxonomy places the organism in Eukaryota, Ciliophora, Spirotrichea, Euplotida, Euplotidae. The record is from the annotation of a GenBank genome assembly.